Messenger RNA from Truncatella angustata, 2763 nucleotides. RefSeq lists its product as uncharacterized. NCBI's taxonomy places the organism in Eukaryota, Fungi, Ascomycota, Sordariomycetes, Amphisphaeriales, Sporocadaceae. Bases 418 to 2307 code for a protein of 629 amino acids. The transcript is spliced from 4 exons. The record is from RefSeq and is a predicted model, not a curated record.
CUUCUUUAUCAAUUCCAUUGGUGGAUCUGCCAUAGAUUCUCGUGACUUUGCUGCAGGUGACGGCUGGUGAAUGGACUGCGCCGUGCGUUCUGUGUUCAGAAGCACACCUCAUUUACCAUUGAUGGCUUGCAGAUCUCACCUUACAGGGCUGGAAGGAUCACAGGGCCAGUACGGGCAAGUCAGCACGAGUGUGCGGAUGAGGUGCCUGAGACCCCGAGCCUUGUCCUCGUCCCCUGGGCGUAUGUCGUGGCUUCAAUUAGAUUCCCAUUCUCAAUUGCCAUUGAGCCUCUUCAAAAGCCCAACAAUGCCCCCUCGAACCACUCGCUUUCCCCCGCUGAACCCACGUGCUUGAGGUUACCAUUAAAUUUUCGCUACCAAGGAUUCACAAGAAUUCUUGAUGUUGGAGGAAAUGCGGAUAUGCCAGCCAUCCCCACAACUGCAGCGGUGAUAAACAAUCUGAUUGCCCGCGACUCCAACGCUACCAGCAACGCUUUGCAAGUAGUCUGCGCUUGGCCUGUGAGCGGUCAAUACGGACCGGGUUCUCGAGUCUUAUAUUACGCACUCGUCGUAGCUUGUCUACUCGCCCGGAAAGUAGAAUGGCUGAAGAAAGCAUGCUUGGCGGCUGCUCUCUUGCUGCCGGCGAUUGCCGCCAUACACGGCAUCGUCCUGGCUAUAGUGCACACAGAUGAUGCUGUCGAUAUGGAUAUAUAUGGGGCUUUCCAAAUAUGCGCAAUCGGUAUUCUAGCAGCACCGGUCACAGUCAAACUUUCUUCCACGUAUUUCAAUGAUCGCGGUCGGAAUCUCAUCUUUGUCUGGACCGGUCUUAUUCUGGCUGGGCUUCUGAGUUUGACGGUCGAGUUCUACCGUAGCAAUUCGAAGUCAUGUUUGCAAGACAAUGAAGGCAACCCCUUAACAGAUAGUAACCCGGAUGCUUUUCCCUAUGGUCCUUUCGGCGAACCGUUUACAUGCGGAAUCACUUGCGAUAUUGGUCCUGGGAAUCCGUGGUCGCCAAUGCGAAGUUGGAAUGGAAGCACAAAUAACAUUUAUGUAAUUCCGGCUCCCCACGUCCUGACCUUUGGCACUGGCACACUCCUUGCGGCCGCAUGCUGUCUCCCGGCCCUUUUAUCACUUGCAUCCAUGUGGAAUCGCAUCGCAGAAGCCAACUGGGCGCAGCAUUUUUUCCCAAAGCCUAAUACCGAGCUUGAUCAAAUGAUAGACGGCACGAAUGGCGCCACGGAUAGACAGAUGAUGACGGUCCAGGAGCAGAUCAAGAAAUAUCUCAGGGUCGCCAUAGAAAUUCCCGUCUUCGGCGCCGCCGUGAUGGCUAUCGUAAUUCUCGGCGAAAAGAACUUUUGGAGCAAAACUGUGAACUAUAUGACCGAGCCAAUCGGGAGCGUUGGCCAAUGGGGUUCGAUCGUCGGAACAGCUCUUGCCGCAUUCGGUUCGUUGUAUAUCUUGCUGGCCAAAGCUGUGGACGAUGAAGCUAUGUCGGAAUACUCUGAGACCAAGAGCGCACAUGAUCCUAAUGGUGGCGUCUUUCACGCAAGCCCGAGACUCUCACCCGCCAGGAGCCGACACGGCCAUGGCGGAUCCCCUGAUAGCCCGCCCCGUGUUUCAGAGUCGGAAUUCGGCAGUCGCUUAACGAACAUAAUGAGUCGCCGCUCGAAUGCAACAAAUAUGAGGGAUGCUGGUAAUCGACGGAUGUUUGCCGCUGCUUUGAACAAAAUGGGCAAUUAUAUCGGAACGCCUUCCCGUAAGCGUUUCGACUUGACUGAGUUCCAACAAGGACCAGCCACGGACUAUCCUGAAAUUCCGGGCGAGGACAAUCGAAAUCGUGAAAUAUCUCAGCUCAGACAAGUCUGGACCUCGCCUUCGUUACGUGAGCAAUCACGGGAAGGCAGCCCAGACUCACAUCUUAACGUGAGUGAAGAUAUGUCACGGCAUGGAAGAGAAUCGCCGCCGCCGUCCGCACAGAUACCAACCAUUCAGUUGCCCACCAACCCACCUCGUGCUGUUCGGGCAAGCACUUUGCCCACAGGGCGAACGCCCGGUCCCCUGCUCGACAUGCACUCGAACUUGUCUGGUGAGAUUCGAGGCCGUCGGCGACGUCGAGAGACGCUGGAGGUGCCGUCACCGACCCACGCGGCACAGAUGCGCAACAGUCUGCCAGCAAAACCUGAGCCUAAAGUGACUCUAGCAGCAAGUGACCAUCUGCCUGUCAUUGUUGUUUCCCCAGAACCAGAGCCAGAAACCUCACCGCCCUUGAAAAUGGCUGGACCUUCUAAUACAUCUCCACCAACGCCGUAGUCUGGAAGAUGAAGCAGAACAAUAAGGUUUUCGAGUGAAGAUGUCGAGGGAUUUGUAAAACACAAUAAUCUAGAUCAAUGGUAUAGUUGAAUAUUAUGAAUGAUGAGCGAUUACGACCAGGCGCAGACUUGGAGUUGAUAUGUACUGGCUACUGCGAACUACUUGUGGCGUUUCAUUUGUUUAGGGUAUACUUUUCAAUUCUCGGGCCUAUUUAUGAUAUUUACUUAGUUAUUUGGUCAGGUAUCCUAAGGGGUUCACCAUGGCUCGGCCACCAGGACAAACUCAGUCAAGCCAGCCAACAAUCUGCAACGCUUGGUACGUGGCUUACGAUGGCGACUCAUUGAGGGUUUGUCGCAACCAGCGGUUCCUCGUUCGCAGAUGCUGAGAUGGGUAGGUGAUGCUUAUUGCGUGGGCGUCUCCUCGAGACAAGCGAAGUGAUAUAUAGUUCAAGGCAAG